ACUAUUACUUUGCUGCAUAGACCAGAAAUCGAUGAAAUGCAGGAUGAAUCGAUGAAAAAUAAAGUUUAUCGAUUGUUUUGGUUUCGAACUGUUUGGUAAACUCCUAUUUCUUACUCCUUUUUCUUACGAUGGAGGUUUUAGGAGAAAUUAGUAACUUUUGUCGCUUUUGCCUGAGCCAGGAUUGCGAAUUACUUAUUCCACUAUCCAGAGCCAUCGAAAACCAUUCCUUCUCCAUCCAAGACAUACAGCAAACGACCGGGAUUUCGAUUCUUGAGAACGAAAUAGAUUGUCUAAGCGUCUGUACAAAAUGCAGCAAUCGCAUAAAACUCGCGGUGGAUUUUCGCCAUUCCUGCAUAAAUGGAAACGUUAUAUUUUUGCAGCUUUUCGGUCAUAUCAUCGACAAGCUUCGUUCAUCCGACAUCGUGGAUGAGAAUUUGGAGCACGCAGAAAACAUAAAGGACGACCCUUUAAAUAUGGAAAUGAUUCUACAAAACGAUCCGAACAAUGAAAAUACCUUGAAAGCGCACGAUGAGACGCCGAUGGAAGAGACAGAAGAGCUGUUCGAUGAACGAACAUCCAAUGGACAGGAAGAUUGUGGAGAUGAAAAUAGCAGUUCCGAGGAUCUUUCUCCUGUUCCCACAAGUACGUUAAAAUCAAAAAGAAAAAUAACGAAUAAGAGAAUGGCCGCGACCGCAACAUCAAGUCAUAGAAAGACGAAAUCAAAAGAACGGAUUGAGGACAUCAACGAAGACAAAGUAAACAAACCAUUGAAACGAAAACAAUCUGGAAAAAACAGAAAACGAUUGUGCGGUAUUUGUGGUGCACUAGUGUUCAACCUGGUCGGCCACACACGAUCGCAUACCAAGGAAAACCUUCUUAAAUGCCCGCACUGUCCCGUACAGAUGGCUCAUGCUACUAACUUGCGAUCUCAUGUGCGUCUUGUCCACGAAAAAAUAGCCGUUAAGUCAUGUGAACCGUGUGGCAAAGAGUUUCUCACAUACAACUCCUACAAAUCGCAUUUGCUAUCUCACCACAAUAUCGGUGAGCGGUAUCAGUGUGAAAUCUGUCUCAGAAUGUUCAAUUCAACAUCGAGUCGCGGAGUGCAUAUAAGGCGGAUGCAUUUUGCUGAAUGGAAGUAUGAAUGCCAGAUUUGCCAGAAAAAGUUCAAAGACAAGGGUUCUUUACGAGGACAUGCAACAGUGCACUCUACCAACGCUCCCUUCGCAUGUAGCCACUGUCCAAAGCGAUUCAAGUCUUCUACUGCGAAAAAAACGCAUGAAAUAACUCACAGUGGUAUCGAUUUCCCGUGUACACUCUGCACUAAGGUAUACCGGUACAAAAGUUUACUCAGCAUGCAUUACCGGAAAUGCCAUCCAGAGGAGUGCAAAGGCUUACCAGCAUAACAAAAAGUCCCACAUGGCAGUCAAUAAUCAUGUAAUGACUGAUAUAUUUUCCCUAAUCACACAAGGUAUCGAACGCAGUCGCGAUCCAAAAAAUUUACUUGUGGCGACCGAUUCAACAGCGUUCAACCACAGCUACUAGAGCCCAGAGACUCAAGUUUCACGUUCUACAUCGAAUAAAAUCGGAAGUGUAUCAAACGUGUAUAAACCUAUCGUAUAUAGUAAGCUAU
Molecule: messenger RNA, 1630 nt
Organism: Anopheles darlingi
Lineage: Eukaryota; Metazoa; Arthropoda; Insecta; Diptera; Culicidae
Product: zinc finger protein 333-like
Exons: 4
Coding region: 129-1403 (424 amino acids)
Biological process (GO): regulation of transcription by RNA polymerase II
Cellular component (GO): nucleus
Molecular function (GO): DNA-binding transcription factor activity, RNA polymerase II-specific; RNA polymerase II cis-regulatory region sequence-specific DNA binding; zinc ion binding
Source: RefSeq, a predicted model, not a curated record